GUUGACAACAACUAUAAUCGCGUGCGAGAUAUAAUCCAUCUAUCUCACCUGCUGCUUGCAUCCUCUCUUCUUCGUCCACCGUCGUCAAGCUGCUAAACGAUGGCUAUGGCGGCGUCUAUCCUCCAAGCUUCUUCGCUUUCGGUGAAUAUCAACAAAAACGUGCGGAUUCGCAGCUCAGGGAUGGUCGGAGGAAUCGAAAGGCAACAUAGAGUCUCCUCGUUAAGUGCUGUGGGGAUGGGAUUGGACAGUCGAAAGCGAUCUCUUUUGAUAUGCAACUCCGCCGCUAACGCGAAGUGCAGUGAAAGUCAAGGUCAAACACAGACCGUUACUCGGGAGUCUCCGACAAUAACACAAGCUCCUGUCCACUCUAAGGAGAAAUCACCAAGCCUGGAUGAUGGAGGAGACGGGUUCCCACCGCGAGAUGAUGGAGAUGGAGGUGGAGGAGGAGGGGGUGGUGGCAACUGGUCUGGUGGCUUCUUCUUCUUUGGUUUUCUCGCUUUCUUGGGUUUAUUGAAGGAUAAAGAGGGAGAGGAGGAUUAUCGAGGGAGCAGAAGACGAUGAUCAUUGAUGUGUAUGCUUCAUUGGAUUAGUGUUCUUUUUGCUGCAUACGACUUAAGAAUCACAUUUGCUUAUCUUAGAUCUGAAACAUACAUGGUCUCGUUUUGUAUCUGUUUCGUUGAGAGGUUUACUGCAUAUGAUAUUGAUAUGUAUUGUAUGUCUCUUGUACCCAAGAGAUGGUCCAUAUUUAAGCUUUUUUAAACUUAU
Brassica oleracea var. oleracea is the source of this 765-nucleotide messenger RNA. RefSeq lists its product as uncharacterized. Gene Ontology annotation, cellular component: chloroplast. Gene Ontology annotation, biological process: thylakoid membrane organization; chloroplast organization. The transcript has 4 exons. The coding region runs from base 100 to 561 and encodes 153 amino acids. Lineage: Eukaryota; Viridiplantae; Streptophyta; Magnoliopsida; Brassicales; Brassicaceae. The record is from RefSeq and is a predicted model, not a curated record.